Pygocentrus nattereri (red-bellied piranha) is the source of this 2604-nucleotide messenger RNA. It is a transcript of the gene hoxa3a, whose product is annotated as homeobox A3a. Gene Ontology annotation, biological process: regulation of transcription by RNA polymerase II. The record is from RefSeq and is a predicted model, not a curated record. Bases 1095 to 2339 code for a protein of 414 amino acids. Lineage: Eukaryota; Metazoa; Chordata; Actinopteri; Characiformes; Serrasalmidae. Gene Ontology annotation, cellular component: nucleus. The transcript has 3 exons. Gene Ontology annotation, molecular function: DNA-binding transcription factor activity, RNA polymerase II-specific; RNA polymerase II cis-regulatory region sequence-specific DNA binding.
GUAAAUCGAGUUUGGCCGAGAGCAGCCACGGACAAUUCGUUUGCCAUCCUAAAUCACGCCUCUAAAUCUCUGUAGCUAAAGAUGCCGAGCACGAGGGAUUAUAUUUCCUCACAUAUUCCUGUUGUUUUUGAUUUUUUUUUUUUGUCUCUUGAUUUGGCGAAGUGCUUCAAAUUCCACAAUGAGUGAAAUGUGCAUCUUUUCCAUAUAAACUCGUACUAGAGCCAUCAGAUUUCACGAGAGAUGCGUUCUCUCAAGCCAUUUUAGAAGGUUUGUGUUCAGGUUAUUCAGCCAAGGCUGAAGUAGCAGGCCAGCGUUUUCUGUUGGACCAGUUUUUGAUGUUGUAUUGUAGCUGCUCGUCAUUAUGUUUUCGUUGGAUUGCGCGCUCUAUUGUCUGUUCACGCUAAAAGAGAGCAAUACAGAGUCUAGGUUUAAGACGUCGCUUCAUUUGCAUAAUUUUUCUUGUCUGCGGUGACGCUCAGUUUCGAGGGAGUUCACUGGGGUGUGAGCGUGUGUGUGCGCGCGCGCGUUCAUGUGUGUGUGUAUGUACACGUUGAAGGGCUCACUAGAGCGCAGCCCAUGGCCGGGUUUAAUAUCGAGCUUAAGAACACGGCCACUUAUUCAGCAUGUGAUAUGUUCAGGCGCGAGGGCAGCGGCCUGUGUUCUCUGACCGGGGCGCGCGGAGCUGAUUUUGUAUAAUCUCGCGAUUUUUUGACCGAUCUACAACGGUGGUGGGGGGGAGCAGAGGGGGGAAAACAGAGAGAAAUCAAGAAGAAAGGAAUUUUUGAGUACCCUUCCAGCUGGAGUCAUUCUCUGCUUCCUUUCACGGCUUCCCCCCUCAUGACUCCUGCAAGUGCAGCAGCUCGCGCUUUCUCGUCGUCUUCCCGAUUGAACUUUUCUCCGGAGCCGCGUUUGAUCGAUCUGCGCCGCUGAAUGAGAGGAGCUCGCGCCGUGCUGCGCGCUGCUCGUCAGAGGGGAAGGUUCACCCGAGGAGCCCAUAGGCGGAGAGGAGUCACGUGACCACGUUGUGCCAAUGUUCUUCUACAACGGUGUCAGGACCCUGUCAGCUAGUGAAAUAAACAUUGGGAAACGGCGAGAUGCAAAAGGCGACCUACUACGACAGUUCGGCAAUUUACAGUGGCUACCCCUAUCAAAGUGCAAAUGGCGUAGGUUAUGAUGCCAAUCAGCAGCAAUAUCUCCAGGCCCUUCAUGUGGAAAGUGACUACCACCGGCCGGCCUGUUCCUUGCAGUCUCCUGCCGGCUCCGCGACGGUGCAGAAGCCCAGCGAAAUCGCUGAGGGCUGCCUGCAGAGCAAAGGAACCCAAGCGACCCCAGCACCCGACGAUGAUCAGCCCCCCGCCGUUUCUGCAGGAGUGCCGUCCCCCAGUGCCCUGACUCAAAACCCAAGUAAUAGCCAGAGUGCAAAGAACCCAGGGCACGGCUCCCCAACUUUGGCCACCCGCAAGCAAAUCUUCCCCUGGAUGAAGGAGUCGCGUCAGAACACCAAGCAGAAAUCCUCUAGCACCAGUUCAGUGGAGAGCUGCCCUGGAGACAAGAGUCCUCCCAACUCCUCCGCCUCCAAACGCGCCCGGACGGCGUACACCAGCGCUCAGCUGGUGGAGCUGGAGAAGGAGUUCCAUUUCAACCGCUACUUGUGCCGCCCGCGACGAGUGGAGAUGGCUAAUCUCCUCAACCUGACAGAGCGCCAGAUAAAGAUCUGGUUCCAGAACCGCAGAAUGAAGUAUAAGAAGGAUCAAAAGGGGCUCGGGAUGAUGCCCUCACCGGGGGGACAGUCCCCACAGAGCCCUGUUCUGCCAUCUUCCGGUGGAAUGGGCGUGGGAGGGGGUGGAUACUUAAGCUCGAUGCAUUCUAUGGUCAACAGCGUGCCCUACGAUGCCCCGUCCCCGACGCCCUAUAGCAAACCUCAGUCCAACGCCUACAGCCUUCCUACGUCAUAUCCACCUCCUCUCAACACUUCCUUGAGCAGUAGUUGCCCGCCUUCUCAGAAGCGCUAUUCGGGAACGGGUUCGGCCACGCCUGAAUACGACACGCACCAUCUCCAAGGCAACAAUAACUAUGGGACGCAUGUGCAGGGCAGCCCCGUUUAUGUCGGGGGCAACGGAGGCUAUAUGGACACCAUGGCCAACACAGGGGCCUCAGUGUUCGGCCUCAGCCAUCUCUCUCAGCCUCCUCAUGGCAGCGUCGACUACAACGGCGCAAUCACCAUGGGGAACAGCCAUCAUCAUGGCGCGUGCGAGCCAAGCCAAUGCACAUACACAGACCUUACACCGCACUACUCUCAGGGAAGAAUUCAGGAAGCGCCUAAACUGACUCACCUAUAAUCUGGGAUCAUUGUUCCCUUUUACUUUCUCUGUCCACUGGCACACCUACCACUGCUUCAUUGCCACAGCUAUUCUUUUCUCUUUUUUCAGUCCUUAUAGUUCUCGCGAGUGAAGUAGUUUAGUACCUUUUCUUGUUGCCUGAAUAAUUUUCUAUGAUUUUUUUUUUGUUGUUGCUGUUCAAAAUAGUGUUAUUAGUUCCACAGCCUUGGCGGUCUGUGUGGGACACCAUGCGAGGGCAUGUAUGCAUGAUGCCACCUUUAUUUCA